Medioppia subpectinata is the source of this 1495-nucleotide messenger RNA. Lineage: Eukaryota; Metazoa; Arthropoda; Arachnida; Sarcoptiformes; Oppiidae. The record is from the annotation of a GenBank genome assembly.
CAAUCAUUUGACAAAACAAUUGAAAACUCAAUUCAAUUAUCGCUUCAAAUCGUGACCAAAAAAACUCAAUUAAGAAAAAACUUUUGAAAAACUAAUCAAAAUCUGUGCCCAAAAUCAUUGGCGAAGUCAUUGAGUCAUAAGACGUGUGGUUACCGCCGAAGCAGCAGAAGAAGCGAUGUCUCAUUGGUUCCACAGAAAUGCGUUGAAGUGUACGACGAGUCAGACGUUUGCGUUGUCUCUGGUCUCGGCUCAGCCGCAGGCCAUCCAACUCUGCGACCGACUCAAGUCGGCCCGACUCAUGGCACUCGACCUCAUGACUGAUCCGUCCAGCGAUGCCCAGGCGGUCGACCAACAGCUCAGACACUAUCUCUCACUGUUGUUGGGCUUUGUAUUCAAUCACAGCUUUGACCCAAACCACGGCCCGACCGACAGCUCCAAACUUAGACACUAUAUUAAGUUCAAGUGGACGGACAGUCUGUUAGGUGCGAUUCCGUGCGUACGACAGGACUCGGUGUUUGAGUUGAUAUCCAUAUGCUAUGAAUACGCCAUUUGGCUGACCAAACAUUGCGCCCAAUUGGCCGCCAAACCCGACAUCGAUAUGGAAGCGGCCAAAGAGUGUCACAAGUGUUUGCGUAAAGCGGCCGGAGUUUUGACCGCCAUUCAGAACGAGUGGUGCGAACGGCUUCUGGAGCGAAGUUUUGUCGCCGGAGCCGAUCUCGACCCCCGUGUGAUCACCGCUUAUAUACUGCAGUGUCAGGCGGAGGCCCAGGAGGUGACGAUCGCGCGGGCCAUCGAAUUGAAGCACAACCCGACUCUGGUGUCGGCUCUGGCCAACGAGACCUCUAAGAUGUUUCUGUCGGCCGCAGGAGCUGUCAAAGCCUUAGACCCGACCAAAGUCGCCAAAUGGAUGACUUAUUUUCAGCUAAAGUCCGCUUUCUAUGAGUCUUACGCUUUCUGUUAUUUAGGGGAAAGCCUUUUAGAGCAGGAGAAGUGCGGGGAAGCCAUCCGUGCGCUCGAAGAGAGCGAAAAGUUUUACGACAUUUCUAUGAAACUAUGCAAAGAGUAUCGCAAACUGAAAGCACCGGCAAUGGGGGGCACAGGCGCUAAGAUUGAUGAACACCUCUUUUUUCGCAAAUUACAGCCAUUAGUGAAGCGCACGAAAGACAAGUGCGUCCGAGAAAAUGGAUUCAUUUUUCACGACACAGUACCCAAAGACUGUCCGGUACUGGAGCUGAAAGCCACACACGGUUUGGUGACACCCGAGGAGUUUUCGAUGCCUCCACUCCACGAGCUCUGGACCGCUGAGUCGUACGCGGCGUUUAAUUUGGCGCAAAAUGUCACUUUUGUUGAUCCGCGCAAAAAGGCGGACAAAAAAGGGGACAAAAAGGGAGAGUCUGGCGAUAAGCCCGAAGAGCCCAUACCUAUGGUUAACGAAAAGCCGAUUAAAUACAGCGAAACCGAUCCCAAGAACCAAAGCGGUUGUCAAAUACAAUAA